Messenger RNA from Helianthus annuus (common sunflower), 1047 nucleotides. RefSeq names its product 50S ribosomal protein L9. The coding region runs from base 179 to 793 and encodes 204 amino acids. The record is from RefSeq and is a predicted model, not a curated record. The transcript is spliced from 6 exons. Gene Ontology annotation, molecular function: structural constituent of ribosome. Gene Ontology annotation, biological process: translation. Gene Ontology annotation, cellular component: mitochondrion; ribosome. NCBI's taxonomy places the organism in Eukaryota, Viridiplantae, Streptophyta, Magnoliopsida, Asterales, Asteraceae.
AUUUUCAAAAAAACUUAACAUCUUUCAAUCAUCAUUUUAGGGAAAACAAAAAUUUUGCAGACUCCAUCACUUGACCGGAGAAAACAAACAGCUGCGGCGAUUCCGAUCCUCCGUCGCCGGCGACCACCACCACAUCAACCGAACAACAUCAAGAUUAUAAACAUUUAGGGUUUCGAUUAUGGUUUACCUUCAAUACGGUAGAAAUAUUCUUCGCCGGAGUAAGGUUUUGAACACGGAAUGUGUGCUGCAUCAUCCGUUGUUUUAUGGUGGUCAAGGUGUUAGAUACAGAAAGUUGGAAGUUAUACUUACAACUAAUGUAGAUAAGUUGGGGAAAGCAGGUGAAACUGUUAAAGUGGCUCCUGGACAUUUUCGCAACCAUUUGAUGCCCAAAUUGCUUGCGGUUCCAAAUAUCGAUAAGUUCGCUUAUUUGAUAAGUGAACAGAGGAAGAUAUAUCAGCCGAAGGAAGUUGAAGAGGUUAAGGUAGUUCCAAAGACCGAGGAAGACACAAUGAAAGAAUACCAAAAAGCAGCAAGAAGACUUGAAAAUGCAAAGCUGGUUCUGAGAAGAUACAUAAAGAUAGAUACUGAAUUGCGUUCACCUGUGGACAAAGAUGAAAUUAUUUCUGAGGUGGCAAGACAGCUUGGCGUGCGUGUCGAGCCUGAAAACUUGCAGUUACCAUCUCCUUUGUCAAGUUUAGGCGAAUUUGAGGUGCCCCUUAGACUGCCUAAAUCCCUUCCUUUACCAGAGGGCAAAGUGCAGUGGACACUUGAUGUAAAAAUCCGCAAAAAAUAAACAAGCAUUUUUGGUACCUUGUAAUAUUUUAUCUAGGAUAACUGACUCCAUGAAGACACGUGGCACUCAGUUUAAGGUUAUUUAGGUUCACAAACUUGUUCUUAAUUGGCCUGGAGAUGUUUAUGGUUGGGAUUUCUAUAUGGGUUAUUUUUCCUUUUUUUUUUUUUUUUUUUUUUUUUAAUAACAAGUAAGAUGUCAAACUGAUGUUAUUUCCAAGGAUAAUUGAUAAUUCCAUUCAAGUAUGCCAGUUUUAA